AUGGCGGGCAAAACGUACGUCGUUGAGCAUCUAGAUGACGAGCUUGGUCCCUGGUCAGAGUUAGAGUAUCUCACUAUCGCAAAAGAAUGUCAUGAAGCAGGAGCGCGGUUCUGCUUAUCUUCCGUACCUUCAAAUCUUGUAUUACCAGAGACUUUAAAGGCAGCGCCCGGUUUGACAGCAGAGGGGGAAAGCGUUGAAGUCUUGUACGCUGACAAGAAGUCCCGUGUCUGCUUGUUGGACCCCUCAGCGAGCAAAGAAUUGAGCCCAGAGGAUAGCGACGCAUUUGAGAUAUUUCUGUUUGGAGGAAUUCUGGGGGAUGAUCCGCCUAGAGAUCGAACGUCGGAACUGAGGAAGAAAGGAUAUGAGAACCGCCGGCUUGGUCCUAAGCAGAUGACUACAGAUACUGCUGUAAGGGUAACAAGAAUGAUCAUUCAGGACAAGUUACCGCUCGAUAAGAUUCCGUACGUAGAUGAUCCAGAAUUACGGGUUAACAAGAAUGAAAGCACCGAAAUGCCGUUUCGAUAUGUCGUAGGUGCGAAUGGGGAGCCAAUAAUGCCAGAAGGCAUGGUCGAAUUGAUAAAGAAGGAUACCGAGAAAGGAUUUGGAGACUUGUUCUGA
This is a messenger RNA of Glarea lozoyensis ATCC 20868, 618 nucleotides long. RefSeq lists its product as uncharacterized. The record is from RefSeq and is a predicted model, not a curated record. Gene Ontology annotation, molecular function: protein-arginine omega-N monomethyltransferase activity. Gene Ontology annotation, biological process: peptidyl-arginine methylation. The coding region runs from base 1 to 618 and encodes 205 amino acids. The transcript is spliced from 5 exons. Lineage: Eukaryota; Fungi; Ascomycota; Leotiomycetes; Helotiales; Helotiaceae.